AUGUGGGAAGGUCAACCUAUUGAUAGUAGUAACGGUUGGCCAAUAUUUGAGAAGGGCAAUAAUAUUCCCGGGAUUUCCUUGUCCACUUCGAUGGUUAUGAAUGCCACCUCAUCACAACUUUCGCAGCAAGAAAAUCAUUCCAAUUCAUUACAGUAUCGAAAGCACAGUCAACGUGAUAGAGCUAUUUGUAUAUCACAAGAAAUGUCU
Thelazia callipaeda (thelaziosis nematode) is the source of this 207-nucleotide messenger RNA. The record is from the annotation of a GenBank genome assembly. Lineage: Eukaryota; Metazoa; Nematoda; Chromadorea; Rhabditida; Thelaziidae.